Molecule: messenger RNA, 478 nt
Organism: Lentinula edodes (shiitake mushroom)
Lineage: Eukaryota; Fungi; Basidiomycota; Agaricomycetes; Agaricales; Omphalotaceae
Exons: 4
Coding region: 64-327 (87 amino acids)
Source: RefSeq, a predicted model, not a curated record
CCAAGUAGUAGUGUGGCCACGCAAGAAGGAUUACGAGAGGAAAUAACUUAUUUAUACAGGGUAAUGGAAGGGCUAUCAAUGGACUCGCACGCGGCCAAGUGUGCAGAAUUGUUUGGUAUUCCCCCCCGCUUGGUGCAAAGGGCGCAAUACGUUAGUCAGCUAUUAUCUUCCUAUGAAAUUGGCCGGCUACUGGACGAGAGGAUGUCGGAAAAGGAAGUUUUGGAGCUUGAAGAAGCUGAAGCGAUAUGUCGCAGGUUCCUGGGGUGGAAUCUCACUGUGGAUAAUGUUGGUGUGAAGAAGAAAUUGGGGGAAGUGCUUGACCUGUAACAUCCGUGACUCGGACGACAGAGAUGGAUGGACAUAAGUAUUACUAAUAACCAGGUUAUAAUUUCUGCCAUGUGACCCAAUGGUGACAAUCACAUAUCAAAAAUCGUCACAGCCAUUCUGUUAAAUUAUUUAAUGGCAUAUUAUUCACUUU